AUGUCUAUCGACGACAAAAAUAAAUUAAACACUGUUCAUCUUAAUGAUCCUCUUAUCACUCCUCCUCUCAUUCCUUUUAAGUUCAAUCAUUCAUUAGAUGUUAAUCAUAAAAACAAUUUUUUAAAUGUCAUUCCGUCUGCUCAUGUAGAUUCCACCAUUACUCCUCCUUUAACUCCUCCUAAUACCGCUAUGAAUACUCCCGCAAAAUCCCCAAAUAAUUACUAUUUUGAAGAUAUUAAUUAUAUUUCGACCUAUUCUGAUGAUCAUUCGCCUUCUUCUUUAAAUAUUUCUACUGUCAAUGAUUUUACAAAUUCAAAUUUGACUACUCCUAUAACUGAUUCCUCUUCUUUACCAAAUGAUGAUACUAGAAGUAAUAACAAAGGAGAGAUUUGUAUAUUUACUCAAGUAUCUACUACAAUAGCUGUU
Dentiscutata heterogama is the source of this 426-nucleotide messenger RNA. The record is from the annotation of a GenBank genome assembly. Lineage: Eukaryota; Fungi; Glomeromycota; Glomeromycetes; Diversisporales; Gigasporaceae.